This is a messenger RNA of Benincasa hispida (wax gourd), 5166 nucleotides long. Its product is annotated as Duplicated homeodomain-like superfamily protein. Lineage: Eukaryota; Viridiplantae; Streptophyta; Magnoliopsida; Cucurbitales; Cucurbitaceae. The record is from RefSeq and is a predicted model, not a curated record.
GGGUUGUGAGUUUAGUUGAGAUCCGGAGAACCAAUCUCCCCCCUUUCUCUUCUCUGUCAGGGUUCUCUUUCGUCCCUUAUCGGCUCAAUUUCUCACUUUCUCGCUCCGGAGGCAAAAUUUUCCGUCAGCCAACAGAGAGAGAGAGAGAGAGAGAGUUUGGAGAUUGAAGGUCGCCGAGGAGAUUCGAAGGGCGGAGAUUGCGAACUCGAAGUGAGAUUGAGGUUUUGCAUGUGAUGGCACAGAGCUUUUCAAUCGCCAUUAUCGGUUCCUUCUGAUUCAAAACCCUUUCAAUUCUGCCGUUUCAGUCUCUAUCCAUCACGUACGCCUGUAUUGCUUUUUCUUCUGUUUUUUCUUCCUCGUCUUGCUGGUUUCUCUUCAAGAUUUGGUCCGGAGUUUACCCCUGUGGUUGCCACAUAUCGGCGUAUUCUCGUCCUUACGCGUUCAGUGAGAGGAGGCACAACCGAUCGAUAGGCAUGUUGAGUUGAUUUUGUUUUUCGUUUUGGUUUUCUCUUUGGCGAUUGCCUUGGCAGGAUAUGAAAGUUUUGUUACUGAGGCUUCUUGCUUGACAUGGUUGCGAAAGUAUUUGAAUUGAUUUCCUGCGGUGCUAUUAGGCGCGCUCCUUGUGCUGUGCGUUGAAAACGGUUGUUCUUUGAGGGUGCCCAUGCUAUUGGCCUCAUUUUCAUGCCGCCUGAACCUUUGCCCUGGGAUCGGAAGGACUUCUUCAAGGAGAGGAAACACGAGAGGUCAGAGUUCCUCGGACCUGUAUCUAGAUGGAGAGAUUCAUCCAGUCACGGAUCCCGUGAGUUUAGUAGGUGGGGAUCAGGUGAUUUUCGCAGACCGCCAGGUCAUGGUAGGCAGGGGGGUUGGCAUGUGUUCUCUGACGAAUAUGGUCAUGGAUAUGGGCCUUCCAUGUCAUUCAAUAACAAGAUGCUGGAGAAUGUCAGUGGCCGGCCAUCUGUUUCACAUGGCGAUGGGAAGUAUGCUAGGAAUGGUAGGGAAAGCAGAUCUUUUAGUCAAAGAGAUUGGAAGGGUCAUUCCUGGGCAAAAAGUAAUGGGUCUACGAACAAUGGUGGUAGACUGCAGCAUGAUCUAAAUUAUGAUCAGAGGUCAGUCCAUGAUAUGCUGAUAUAUCCCUCUCAUUCUCAUUCUGACUUUGUAAACCCAAGAGAUAAGGUAAAAGGACAGCAUGAUAAGGUCGAUGAUGUCAAUGGGUUAGGCACGAACCAGAGACGUGAUCGGGAGUACUCUGUGAGUUCCUCAGGGUGGAAACCUCUUAAAUGGACACGUUCUGGUGGCUUGUCUUCACGUACUUCAACAUCGGGCCAGUCCAGUAGCACAAAGAGCAUUGAUGCUUUAGAUUCUAGUGACAGGAAGUCUGAGACUGUGUUGAAAAAUGCAUCGCAAAAUCUGUCUCCUUCAGCUGAUCCUGCUGAGUGUGCCAUGUCUUUUCUGCCUUAUGAUGAGGCAAGUGCCAGGAAGAAGCCACGGCUAGGAUGGGGUGAGGGACUUGCCAAGUAUGAGAAAAAAAAGGUCGAAGUUCCUGAUGGUACUGUUUUUACAAAUGUUAAUGCAGAAUCUACUCAUUCUCUGAAUUCUAGCUUGAUUGAAAAAGGCCCUAGAGGUUCAGGAUUUUCUGAUUGUACCUCACCUGCGACCCCUUCUUCUGUCAUUAGUGGUUCCUCUCCAGGUGGGGAUGAAAAAUUGUUUGGGAAGGCAUCAAGUGAUAAUGAUGUCAGUAACUUUCAUGGUUCACCUGGCUCUGGUUUUCAACAGUACGAGGGAACAUCCUCUGUAGAGAAGUUGGAUAAUUUUUCAAUAGCUAAUUUGUGUUCUCCACUCAUUCAACUGCUGCAAUCUAAUGAUUCAAUUUCAGUGGAUUCCACUGCCUUGAGUAAGUUGCUUAUAUAUAAAAAUCAAAUUUCUAAAGUGUUGGAGACAACUGAGUCUGAAAUUGAUUUACUUGAGAAUGAGCUGAAGGGGCUGAAAUCUGAAAGUAAGGGUUACUUUUCUUUCCCGUUGGCAUCCAGUUCUUUGAUGGUGGGAGAUAAAUACUUUGAAGAGCAAAACGAUGUCACUAAUACAGUUGCUAUCCUGCCAGAUACUUCUGUGAAUACUAUUUCAAAAAGGAUGGCACAUUCUACAAGUUACUUGGAAGAAGCAUAUGCCGAUGUCAAGGAAAAGGAUAGGUCUGGGAGGUUGGAUGUGAAGGAAUCUGUCAUCAUGAAAGAGAAGCUAAAAAUUUCUGAUUGCAAUGUCACAGAUAAUAUUGUGGCCUCUGUUGACAAUAGCAUGCCUUUAAAGAGUGAAGGUGUCAUGUUAGAGCCCAUUUUUAAUGAUAUGUAUGAAUAUGAUGAGGAGGGUGAAGAUAGUGUGACUGAUUUAAUUCUGGCAUCCAAUAAAGAGUCUGCAUGUAAGGCUUCUGAAGCUUUAAUCAGGAUGUUGCCUGCCAAUGAACAUAAGAUUGAUAUUUGGAGUACAAAUGCCUGCUCUCAGAAUCAAUGUUUAGUGAAAGAGAGAUUUGCAAAGAGGAAACGGCUAUUAAGAUUUAAGGAGAGAGUAAUUACCCUUAAGUAUAGAGCCUACCAGUCUUUGUGGAAGGAGAGUUUGCAUGUGCCUCCUGUAAGGAAGCUACGUGCAAAAUCUCAGAAAAAAUAUCAGUUGAGUUUGUGGACAAAUUACAGUGGUUACCAGAAGAACCGAUCUUCCAUCCGAUUCCGUAUGCCAUCACCUGGAAAUCUGAACCCUGUUUCUAGCACGGCGAUACUUAAGCACAUGAGCAUGCAGCUUUCUACUCCCCAGAUUAAGCAGUACCGGAGGACAUUGAAGAUGCCCGCAUUAGUUUUGGACCAGAAGGAUAAGAUGGGCUCAAGGUUCAUCUCUAAUAAUGGAUUAGUUGAGAACCCAUGUGCCGUUGAGAAGGAAAGAACGAUGGUUAAUCCAUGGACCUCAGAAGAGAAAGAUGUUUUCCUGGAGAAGUUGGAAUGUUUUGGGAAAGAUUUUGGGAGAAUUGCAUCCUUCCUUGAUCACAAGACAACAGCAGAUUGUGUUGAGUUCUACUACAAAAACCACAAAUCCGAUUGCUUCGAGAAAACAAAGAAGCUGGAGUUUGGGAAGAAAGCAAAGUCCUCCACCAGUAACUAUUUGAUGACAACAGGGAAGAAAUGGAAUCCAGAAACGAAUGCUGCUUCUCUUGACGUGUUGGGUGCCGCUUCAGCUAUGACGGCCCGUGCUCAUAAGUACUCUAGCAGCAGAUCAGGUGGAAGAACUGCAUAUCACACAACCCAAUUCGAUGAUGAUCUGUCAGAAAGGGCCAAAGCUUUUCAUAGUUUUGGAAAUGAAAGAGAAAAAGUGGCUGCUGAUGUCUUAGCUGGUAUAUGUGGUUCCCUUUCUUCAGAAGCCAUGGGUUCAUGUGUCACUAGUAAUUUCAACCGAGGAGACUGUUCUCAGGAUUUGAGGUGCAAAAGAGGUGCUACAACCGUAUUAAGACGGUGUAUGACAACUAAUGUUCCGCAGUAUGUUGAUGAUGAGAUUUUUUCAGACGAGAGUUGUGGAGAAAUGGAUCCUUCUUAUUGGACAGAUGGGGAGAAGUCUCUUUUCAUAGACGCAGUGUCAGUUUAUGGGAAGAAUUUCUCAAUGAUCUCUACCCAUGUAGGAUCAAAGUCCACGGACCAGUGCAAGGUCUUUUUUAGCAAAGCACGGAAGUGCCUCGGAUUGGAUUUGAUAUGUUCUGCAAAGAAAAUGCCAGAUAACGGAAAUGGCCAUGAUGCUGAUGGAGGUGAUGGUGAAGCAGGUGUAGAUACCAAAGAUGCCUUUCCUUCUGAUCGUGUUGGCUCUCAGACGGUUGAUGACUUGCCGAAGUCUAUGAUGAGUAUAAGUGGUGGCGAAUCAGAGUCCAUGAAUCUGCAGUCUGCCCAUCAGGAAGUCAAAGAGAGUAAUCCAUCCUCGAAGACUUGUAGUAAUGCUGCUGUGGAUGUUAUGGCGUCCGAUGAUGCAUGUACUAGGAAGGAUGGCUCUCAUUCGGGUUUCGAUGACGAUUGCCAGUCAGUGAAUUCUGCCAAUGAUGAGAAUGGUGUGGUACAUGAGCAGCAACAAGCAGUUGUGUCUGAUGAAACUGCAAAAGAACAAAGCAUUUCUGCUUCUGUCACAGCGUCAUCACGAAACGUUGAAACCAAGAGGGAAAAUGUUGAUACUAGCACUGAUCGAGGUGAUAAAGUUGACUCCCAUACGGCAGAUAGCUCUUCAAUAUCCUUAAACUCUCAUGUGACCUCACUGCCUAAGGAAGAACAAGGGUGUCAUCAUGUCAGAGUCCAUUCACAUUUACGUAGUUUGUCUGAUUCUGAACGAUCGUCUAGAAAUGGUGAUGUAAAAUUAUUCGGUCAAAUUCUUACACAUUCCUCAUCUGUGCCGAGUUCGAAAUCUGGAUCCAGUGAGAAUGGAAACAACAGGAUGACCGAGCUUCACCACAAGUUCAAGCGCAGAUUGAAAGUAAACAGCCAUGGAAAUCUAAGUACCGUCAAGUUUGAUCGUAAAAACUCUCCAGGCCAAGAGGAAGAUACUCCCUCAAGAAGUUACGGAGUUUGGGAUGGGAACCGAAUACGCACCGGGCUUUCAUCAUUGCCUGAUCCCACCACCCUACUAUCAAAAUAUCCUACAUUUAAUCAUCUCUCUAAAUCCACCUCCCCCCUGAUCGUGGAGCAGCAGCAGCCGCCUAAUUGCAAGGAACAGAAAUCAAAUGGCGAAUUGGAGAUGUCGGAGGUAAAUAGUAGUAAAGAGGUAGUAGUUGAAGGAAUUAAUGUAGGGGAGAAUUGUAAUGAGGAUGAUAUUAAAUUGCAUUGCAAUAAGGCUGCUGAGGGUGGUGGUGGCGGCUCAUAGAAGAGAGAAUUUAGGUGGUAGUAGAUAAAUGAAUGCUCAGAGAGCCUUUUCAACAGAAGAAGGCCCUCCAGCCUCAGCAGCAAAAAUUCUUUCUUUUGCUGCAUCCCAUGUAUCAUAGUUUCGUUGAUGUCAAUGAAUGAAUAGCAGAAUUCGACGGUUCUUGUUGCCGUCUUGUAAGAGGAAAGGGAAAGGAUUUUGGGGUAAGUAGUGCCUUCAGAAUUAUAUUUUCCUAAAUCUUCAUGGACCCGUUUAACACAGAAAAAAUCUUUUAACAUAAUAACCUCUCUGGACAAA